AUGGAUAUGUCAAUUCCAGAUUUAGCGAUCAAUGGGGUUCAAGUAGAAAAUAAUGGAAAAGCAUUAGGAUUUAAUCAUGAUGAAACUUUUGGAGAUUAUAAAGGAACACCUAUCAUCUUUUCGGGAACGACUCAAGAAUCAAUUUCAUUAAAAGAAUUAGUUGAUCAAUUAACAAAAAAGAUUGGUGAACCACUUCAUGUCACCUCAAUUUCGCAAAGGCGAAUAAAAAAAAUCGGAGUUUGUACUGGUGGAGGACUUUUCGGUAUCGAAGAAGCAAAAAAGCGCAACUGUGAUGCCUAUAUUACUGGAGAUGCAUCCCAUACAACCUACCAUUUGGCGAUGGAGUUGGAUAUUCAUCUCAUAUCAGGAGGUCAUUACAACACAGAAGUGCUCGGUAUCAAAGCAUUAGGAGAAAAAAUUUCUAAGGAGCUUUCUAUCCCUACUACUUUCAUUGACCUUCCUACUGGCCUUUAA
Ylistrum balloti is the source of this 474-nucleotide messenger RNA. Its product is annotated as GTP cyclohydrolase 1 type 2 homolog. The coding region runs from base 1 to 474 and encodes 157 amino acids. The record is from RefSeq and is a predicted model, not a curated record. The transcript has 2 exons. Lineage: Eukaryota; Metazoa; Mollusca; Bivalvia; Pectinida; Pectinidae. Gene Ontology annotation, cellular component: cytoplasm; mitochondrion.